Messenger RNA from Camponotus floridanus (Florida carpenter ant), 4728 nucleotides. It is a transcript of the gene Adcy8, whose product is annotated as adenylate cyclase type 8. Lineage: Eukaryota; Metazoa; Arthropoda; Insecta; Hymenoptera; Formicidae. Gene Ontology annotation, cellular component: plasma membrane. The transcript has 19 exons. Bases 578 to 4588 code for a protein of 1336 amino acids. The record is from RefSeq and is a predicted model, not a curated record. Gene Ontology annotation, biological process: adenylate cyclase-activating G protein-coupled receptor signaling pathway; cAMP biosynthetic process; intracellular signal transduction. Gene Ontology annotation, molecular function: adenylate cyclase activity.
CUAAAACUGUCGAGAAACAUUUCUUUUGUUUUGUCCUCCUUGCAAUGUCGCUUCCUUUCGCUAGAUCUCGCGUGUUUUAUUCGAAUAUCGAAAAAGUCGGCAACAUUGGAACGAUUAAAGGAACACUUAAAAGUGUUAGAGGGAAAAAGGGAACACGUAGGCGUCCCCGUGGAGGCGUUUUCGUCACGACCCGAUACGCCGAAGAGAAAGGAAAAAGACAUGACACUUCGACCAGACGCCUCUCGCAUCUCGCCGAUCUCGUAAAAAGCGCGCGGAUCCAAGCCAAGGAUCCUGUCAAGUAUCGAACGUAUCGCGAUCGUGGAUCAAUCGCUGAUUCGUGAUUCUCUCUGAGUGAUUCUCCCGGUCUCAUCGGCCGUUUUCUCUCCGUUUUCUCUCGAGAAACGACGUUUCUCGCCUCGAAAAACGUCGCCGUGGUGCGAGCAAUCGUCGCUUCCUCGCAGUCAGUUUUCAUUCAAGGUGUCUGUGAACAAUGCCGGAUGACACUAAGGCACUUGUUGCCUUACUGACGAUCACAACGUAAGCGGUCAGUCGUGAUCCGCGGAUCAUCGGGGAGAUAAUGAUUACAGAACAGACCUGGAGCAUGAUGCUGGACAGCGAUGUCACGAGCAUCAACGAGUCGAGCAUUUCGCCGAGGAAACAAUUAUGGAUCAAGGCGGUGAAGAAACUUACCUCCGAGAGACUGGGCCGGGAAGGACUAGCGGCGUGGGAAGAUCGGAAGUCGAACGCGGAUCCUGAGAUCGUCGCCGAGGUCAAGGAGGACGAUCAAGCGGCCGACGAAAAUAUUGAGGAUGCGGAAGCGGAAUCGGAAGGAGCUGCCGGCGAGGGAGAGGAUGUUCCCGAUGAGGAAGCUCAGACCCAACGCGAUGUCUUCAAGAAGGGAACGUUGUACAAGGGAAUAUUCUUACCCUCGCUGACCAACAGCUUUCACAACAAGCAACUGGAGACAUCCUAUCUUCUCUAUUCAAACCGACAGAGGCAGAAAUCUCUGAUUACGCUGAACAUCGUGGACCUCGGCCUGAAAAUCACGUUAACAGCGAUUUGGCUCUGGCAACGGGACCCAAGUAACGGAGGCCUCAUCGAGGGCUUGUCAUGGGCCGCGUGUUGCAUGGCUGCGAAUCUGGUGGUGUGUGUGCUCGGCUGGUGGCGUUGCUUUUCCAGCAAUCAUCUGUACUGGGCCUCGAUAUUCACUUGGUUAUUAAUAAACUCCCAAGGUUUCAUAGGUGCCGGUCUGAAUUUCACCACGCAGCAGCGGCUCAUGUGGUACAUUCUCUUCGUCGUAUAUGCACCAUACGCGAUGCUACCCCUGCCGUUACGAUGGUGCGUCCUUGCCGGCUAUGGAACGGCGCUAACACACAUGGUGGUGGCUGGCAUAAGUCUUCUGCGGAACUCCACAUAUCUGCAUGACGUCACGUGCAUCGUUCGCAUGCUGACGACGAACGUGUUGCUCUACCUGGCUGUGAACCUGGUUGGCAUGUACACCAAAUACCUGACAGACCGGGGACAACGACAAGCUUUCCUCGAGACCCAUCGUUCCACAGAGACGCGGCAGCGCACGCAGAAUGAGAACAAUCGGCAGGAGAAGCUGUUGCUCUCGGUAUUGCCUGAUUUCGUCGCCAAAGAGAUGAUCCGCGACAUCGCUCGCGAAACGGCUCGUGGGGGGACGAUAUCCUUCACGCCGAAUCAAUUCCAUCGAAUAUACAUCCAUCGCUAUGAGAACGUCAGUAUCCUGUUUGCCGACAUCAAGGGAUUCACGGCUCUCGCGAGUCAGUGCAGCGCCCAGGAGCUAGUCAAGGUGUUAAAUGAUCUCUUCGCUCGCUUCGACAAGCUCUCAGCGGAGAACCAUUGUCUGCGGAUAAAACUCCUCGGCGAUUGUUACUACUGCAUCUCCGGCCUGCCGAUCGCCAGGAGCGAUCACGCCCAUUGUUGCGUAGAGAUGGGCCUGCACAUGAUUAAGGCGAUACGGGACGUGAGAUUCACCCUGAAGGUGGACCUGAAUAUGAGGAUAGGAAUCCACAGCGGAUCGGUGCUGUGCGGAGUCUUGGGCCUGCGAAAAUGGCAGUUCGACGUGUGGUCGUAUGAUGUCACGCUUGCGAACCAUCUUGAGAGCGGAGGGAUACCAGGGAGGGUACACAUUUCUGCCGACACGCUCAAGUGCCUAAACGACGUUUACGAGGUGGAACCCGGGUACGGUAGCGAGCGGGACAAUUAUCUCAAGGAUAGGAACGUCGUGACGUACCUCAUCAAACAGGUGGAACCCCUCAAGUCUAGACGACGACACUCGUCCAAGCCGAAGGUCUGGUCGGAGGAAGAGAUCGCCGCGAGCAAGAACAAGAAGAGCUUCAAGAUAAACAAUCCACAUGCCGCGAAUAGCAACGCGGCUCCGAAUUCCGCUGUGGACGACGAUAUCGGGGUCGAUUGGACGCCUGAAAUCCCAUUCGAGAAUUUGAAUACAGCUACGUCGAUGAGUAAUUUGGAGUCCGAAUACCUUGAGGAGGAAAACGGUCAACCGGCCAAACCGAGUCACAAGGCGACUUCGACGACAUUCGAGAAGAAGAACGCUAUCGAGACCGCCAGUAACAAACGCAUGAGAUUGGCCAACAUAAAUACAUGGACUUUGCGUUAUAAUGACGAAAGCUUGGAAUCCAAGUUUGACCAAUUGCGAGAGGAUAUGUUCAAGUCCAACAUGAUUUGCUGCUUCGUUAUAUGGCUCUUUAUCGCCAUUUGCCAAGCUAUAAUCUUGUCAGACUGCAUGAUUCUUCUGAUCUCUCUGCUGGUGACCACCGUGAUCCUGGUGGCGUCGUCGAUCCUGGUGAUGGCGGAGGAGUUCAAGGGCAUGCCGACGUACCUGCAGCACACCUCGUCCAUGCUGGUGCACAACAAGAAGCACCGCACCAUCUUCAUCUGCGGCGUCAUCAGUCUGAUGGCGUUGACGUCCGUCAUCGGCGUCCUGACGUGCCCCAUCGCGAUACGCCCUUAUCCGGAAAUAAUGGUGCUCGAGCGCCAGCAGCAAACACCUCUGACGACGACCUCGGCUGCCUUAAUUCCGUCGCCGGAGAAGUUGAUCGCGACGACUACCUCGAGAUCGGGCCGGGAUCACUUCAUCCUGACGUUUUUGGAGGCCGCCCUGAGCGACGAGCCCGAGGAACGAAAGCCCGUCCCCUCUGCGGAGAACAAUACCGUGGAGGGGGGUUCCAGCAAUAUCGAGUUGAAACUAACGCGAGUGGUGAACGGCAGGGAAACCGGAAGAAGCAGGCGAGAGUUCUUCCGGUUCUACAGAUACGAGCAACACUAUGAGAAACCGGAAGCUGGGAGCCGACAUUACAGACGAGUCGCACGCAAGCGUGAAACCCAGAGAAAGAUUCUCUCCAUUGCCGACGAUGAGAAUCAAACCCACCCGUUUGAUCUUAACAAUCUCGACGAGUUCCAGGAGGCUGACUGUAUUCGACCGGAAUACAUUGUGUUCACUUGGAUCUUAUGCCUGAUCGCGCUCGCCUCAGCCCUGAAGCUAUACUAUCUGAUAAAGACGGCGUUGGCCGCGGCAAUCGUCCUGGCGUACGCAGUGCUGAUCCUCAUCGUGUGCAAAGACAUGUUUACCGAGGGGGAGAGACACGCAUCGGCGAUAUCCCUGCCGGCUCAGAUGCUGACCUUCCUGACAGUCUUCCUCGUGAUGGUCACGUAUCACGGUAGAUUGGUGGAGGUGACUUCGCGACUCGACUUCCUCUGGAAGCAGCAAGCUGAGAGGGAGUUGAGCGAUAUGAUCGAAUCGCGACACAACAAUAUGCAACUCCUGAAAAACAUCCUUCCAGAUCACGUGGCACAUCACUUUCUCACGGCAGAUCGCGCGCCGGAAGAACUCUACUCACAAUCGCGAGACAAGGUCGGCGUGAUGUUCGCCAGCGUGCCAAACUUUACAGAAUUCUAUUCUGAGGACGUCAACAAGGGAAUGGAGUGCAUUCGCUUGCUUAAUGAAAUCAUUGCUGAUUUCGACGAGCUACUGGAUGAGACGGCGUUUCAGUGCAUCGAGAAGAUAAAGACGGUCGGUGCGACUUAUAUGGCCGCAUCGGGACUAAACCCCAGCCAAACUGAUAACUGCGGCGAUGACAUGGAACACCUGUGCAGUCUGGUGGAUUAUGCGGUCGCUAUGCGCCACCGUCUCGAGGACGUCAACGUUCACUCGUUUAACAACUUCGAUCUGCGAGUGGGCAUCAGUUGCGGACCCCUCGUGGGUGGCGUGAUCGGGGCCCGCAAGCCGGUCUUCGAUAUCUGGGGCAACACCGUCAACGAGGCUUCCAGGAUGGACUCCACCGGCGUGAUGGGAAAGAUCCAAGUCCCUCACGACAUCGCCAGGUUUUUGGAGUCGAGGGGUUACCAGACGCAGAAACGCGGGCUAAUCGAGGUGAAAGGGAAGGGCACGAUGGAGACGUACUUUGUGCUGGGCAAGGCAACCCUGCAAGCAGAGGGCACCCCCAGGCAUAGGAGUACCUGUCGCAGCCUCGCCGCGGUCGUCUACGGGGUGGUUCAAGCGCGUCGCAAGCAAAUCAGGAAACAGGCUCUGCGAAGGACGUAGAUCGACGAUUUUGAUCGAAAAGUUUCGCUGUUAGAUUGAUGCAAAAGAUCCGUCUUCAUAUAUAAUAAUGGAGAACGCGAAUCUGCGAUGAUGAAGGACUAUAUAUCUCAGCAAACAUCAAAUAACAGUUAUAUAAUUGU